This is a messenger RNA of Cuscuta europaea, 802 nucleotides long. NCBI's taxonomy places the organism in Eukaryota, Viridiplantae, Streptophyta, Magnoliopsida, Solanales, Convolvulaceae. The record is from the annotation of a GenBank genome assembly.
CUUUAUCGUCACCCACCACCAUCUUCCCGAUCCCUGCCCCUGUACAUGCCACCCUCCACACGCAGUGGCCACUGGCCGGUCCUCAACGGCGGUAGGUGCUACCAGGAGCAAACCCUCAGUUCAAAGUCGUAUAGGCACAUGUCCGGCUUCAUGAAGGGGUCAUCCGCCAUUGGAGGACACAGAUCAAGAUCAAAACCAUCCCGAAACCAACCUGGCAAAGCCUCCACCUUCCUUCACCGGAGGUACUCCGAAGACCCAACCAAAUUUCUCCCUCUGGUCAACCUCCCAUUAGAACAUAACCUGGCCUUCCUCUUGCCCAACCUCGUCAUUGUACAUGCUCCCCCCACACGCAAUCACCCCGGCCGGCCAGUUCAUCAGUGACGGCCGGUACAUCCAGAAGAUCAACCCCAAGGGACAAACUGUUCGAGCAUCAUGAGCAUCCACCAGCAAACUCCAGCAGAAGCUCCGCCAUGGAAGAAUCCAGCUCAAGCUCUAAGCUUUUCACAACACCCAAACAUAGUAACCCAACUCCCCCUCCUUCACUAGAGCAUCCACAGACGCCAUAUCCAGGCCUAUCUCCUCCGGUCUGAGCUUCCCUUUCUCGCCGCCGGACCUUCACCUUCCCCAGUCCUCGUCACUGUACUUGCCUCCCCUCAACAAGCAAUGACCCCGGCCGGCCGGUUUUCAGUAAUGGCCGGAGCUUUCAGGAAGCUCAUGCUUCGGUUCAGGCUGUAUAUACACGCCCAUGGAGUACACCGGCGAGCUGGAGCAGGAUACACCGCCAUGGAAGAAUCCGAACCUC